Messenger RNA from Triticum aestivum (bread wheat), 1777 nucleotides. Its product is annotated as pentatricopeptide repeat-containing protein At3g12770. Gene Ontology annotation, biological process: RNA modification. The record is from RefSeq and is a predicted model, not a curated record. Lineage: Eukaryota; Viridiplantae; Streptophyta; Magnoliopsida; Poales; Poaceae. Gene Ontology annotation, molecular function: RNA binding; protein binding. The transcript is spliced from 2 exons. Bases 115 to 1341 code for a protein of 408 amino acids.
AGAAAUUUCGACAUGUACGUAAACUUUUGUACAAGAAGCCGUAGCAUAUGCUUAGUUAUUUCUGCGUGGUGAAACCCAACUCAGUCAGCGGCGGUCUGAGGUGAGGUCCAACAGAUGCCCCCUACUACCCUCCCGCAACCGCCCACCGCCGCCGCGGCCCUCGUCCGCCACUACAUCGGCCUCCUCUCAGCCGCCGGCGUCUCCUCCCUCCGCACCCUCCUCCCUAUCCACGCCCGCGCCGUCCUCCACGGCGUCGCCGCCAACCCAGCCUUCGCCACCAGGCUCCUCGCCGCGGCCGCCCCGCGCUCCCUCGCGUACGCCCGCAGGGUGUUCGACGCCGCGCCGCACCGCGAUGCCUACAUGUGGAACACCCUCCUCCGCGCCCACGCCCACUCCCACUCCUCCGUCCCGGCCAACUCCCCCGCUGCGGACGCGCUCCAGCUCUACAAGCGGAUGCGCGCCGCGGGCGUCGCACCGGACUGCUACACAUACCCGAUCGUGCUCCCGGCGUGCGCGGCGGCGCGCGCCCCGCGGCUCGGGCGGGCCGCGCACAGGGACGCGGUGAGGUUCGCGCUCGCCGGCGACGGCUUCGUGCACAGCGCGCUCAUCGCCAUGUACUGCCAGGAGGGGGAGGUGGCGGACGCGGAGCAGGUGUUCUUGGCAGCCGCCGCCGGUGCCCGCACGGUCGUCUCGUGGACGGCCAUGGUCGCGGGCUACGCGCAGAACUGCUUGUUCGGUCAGGCGGCUGCGGUGUUCGGCUCGAUGGUUGACCAGGGCGUGCUCCCAAAUGAGAUCACUCUGAUCAGUUUCCUGCCGUGUCUGCAGGGACAGGAAUGUCUCGCUGCCGGGGAGAUGGUUCAUGGGUUCGUGAUCAAGCUGGGGUUCGAUGCGAAUCUGCCGCUGGUGAACGCGCUCAUCGCCAUGUAUGGCAAGUGCGGGAGCAUCGCGUCGGCAAAAGAGUUGUUUGAUGGAAUGGCUGCGCGAACCGUGGUGUCCUGGAACACGAUGGUUGCCAUGUAUGAGCAGAAUGGCGAUGGGGUUCGGGCGAUCAAGUUCUUCCACAGGAUGCUUAGUGAGAAGGUGGGGUUUGACGCUGUCACUCUGGUCAGUGUGCUUUCAGCUUGCACACGCCAGGGAGCCCUUGAGACAGGGAAGUGGGUGCACGAGCUCGCUAGGAGUCAUGGGCUCGAGACUGAUGCGAGGAUCGGCAAUGUUCUUGUGGAUAUGUACGCAAAAUGUGGCGAGAUUGUUUACGCAAGACAGGCUUUUGAAGGUUUGCGCGAGCCUGGUGUUGUGUCAUGGAGCGCCAUGAUCAGUGCAUAUGCCAACCAUGUGGGAUGAGUCCAGAGGAGAGGAGGGAGGAUAAAGAAGUUGCAAACUGGAAAUGAUGGCGUUUAUGUAAUUUAAGCACUUCACAUAUGUCCCACCCACCAUCCUCUAUACUGGACGCGAAAGAAUAUGAAGAACGAGAAAGUUUCAAAUCGCUUCCUGCAUUUUUUGAAUUUUCUACUAAGAAAGAUUCAUGUCUUCUAGCAUAUUUUGUAUUGCUCUCCACGGAAGUUUGCAUUCUGAAUUUUUUUAACGAUUCAUAAUCUAGCAUUUUGCAUUGCUCCCAGGAUAGUGUUUGUGAGCAACAGCACAGUAUAUAAAGUUCGGUAGUGUGCAUUCGUUUUUCUCUAAAAAUAAAUAAAUUCCGGGAACUCAGUGCACACCUUAAAAUGUGAGUCGAUGCAGCAGGCCAUGUUACAUUUUUUUGGCACCCAAAGUAUCUCUAUUC